AUGCCGCCGCCGUCUUCCGCCCAGCAGAAGGUGCUCAUCGCCCAGUUUGUAUCCUUGACUGGUGCCACAGAGCGUCAGGCUACUCGUUUCCUCAAGAAUGCAAGCUUCAAGAUUAACGAAGCCGUCGAUACUCCAAAUAUGAAUUGGGAGGGUGUUAAGAGGCGUAUCGCAACCCGCGUUAUUCCCACCUUGUCCCUAUCCAAAAAGUCCAGCAAAGUUGGUCUUGGGACGUCUUACAAGGGGUCACCCGCAGAGACGUCCAACAAGUCGAAAGCGCGGUACUUUUCCUCGGACGGAAAUGGCAAGGGACCAUCACCAGUCGAGGCCAAGUUGGAAUCCUUAUUCGACCAACUGCAGGACAGUAACGAUGAGAAGGACAAGUUGGAGCUUGACUCCACUAUGGCUUACCUCACCGAGAAGCUCAAGAUCAACAUCGAGAACGCAGAACUACUUGUAGUCCUAGAACUUCUCCAGGCACCCUCGGUGGGAAUGAUUACCAGGAGGGGAUAUGUUGAUGGAUGGAAAAACACUGGAGCUGGAGCAACACACCAGGAGCAUGCUGCCCAUCUUCGACGACUGAUUUCAUCCCUCUCCUCCGACCCCACCUUGUUCAAGAAGGUAUAUCGGUACGCUUUCGUUGCAGGACGAGAACCCGACCAGAAGGCCCUCGGCCUGGAGAACGCUCUCGUCUACUGGGACAUCUUGUUUGCCUCUCCCGGAAUGGAGUGGAAGACUGCGAACCGCGACUGGCUAGACUUGUGGAAGUCCUUCCUCAAUGCAAAGUGGACCCGGUCUGUUAACAAGGAUAUGUGGAAUAUGACGCUCGAGUUUGCCGUCAAGUCUCUGUCAGACGAGUCACUAUCUUUUUGGAACGAGGACGGUGCGUGGCCAAGUGUCAUCGAUGACUUUGUCGAAUGGUGCCGCGAGAAGGGUAUCGGUAAGGCUGACGGCAUGGAUGUUGACGACAAUUGA
Fusarium vanettenii 77-13-4 is the source of this 972-nucleotide messenger RNA. RefSeq lists its product as uncharacterized. Gene Ontology annotation, cellular component: ubiquitin ligase complex. The transcript is spliced from 6 exons. The coding region runs from base 1 to 972 and encodes 323 amino acids. Gene Ontology annotation, molecular function: cullin family protein binding; ubiquitin-like protein binding; ubiquitin conjugating enzyme binding. NCBI's taxonomy places the organism in Eukaryota, Fungi, Ascomycota, Sordariomycetes, Hypocreales, Nectriaceae. The record is from RefSeq and is a predicted model, not a curated record. Gene Ontology annotation, biological process: positive regulation of ubiquitin-protein transferase activity; protein neddylation.